AUGGCUUCUUUAUUUUUGUCUAACUACUGGUGCGUUGAUCGUAACCCGUUAACCCGGAAAAAGGGGCUAACCCGUUGGGUCCCCGCCCCCAACAAGCCAUUUUUGUUGAGUAUGAAAAUGAAGAUGUCAUUGAUUCGGCGAGGAUUCAGCACAAGCACUUCUGUCUCUGACAAUAUUGUUGCUUCCGUCCUCUUUGAAAGACUACCUGUCGUCAUUCCCAAAAUUGAUCCAACUUUUUAUGCUUUUCAAGAAUUCUCGAUUCGAUGGCGACAGCAAUAUCAACGCAGAUAUCCUGAUGAAUUUCUAGACAAAUCUGAUGCAAGGGGGAAAGGUGAUUAUCAGAUUGGCUAUGUGCCAGCACCACGAAUCACUGAAGCUGACAAAAACAAUGAUCAAAGGUGUACCUAGGGACUAAAAAGGAAUCAGAAUCUCUUGAAGAUAUAUAAGUAACUUGUGCAACAAGUAAGGAUAUUGGUAAAGCUUCAAGAGGUGCCCAGAUUCCCGGUGAGUCCUCACUAGGCAGGGACACGACACGUGGCUGAGGCAGUUGACAGAUCAGAUUUUGAGUGGCUGUAGGCUACUACCUUUUUUGGAGUGUUUGAUGUCUUUUAGUAUUUCCGCAUUUGAUGGAUCAUGAUAUUGAUCCUUUAUUUUGUAUAUGGCCUGUA
Molecule: messenger RNA, 668 nt
Organism: Gastrolobium bilobum
Lineage: Eukaryota; Viridiplantae; Streptophyta; Magnoliopsida; Fabales; Fabaceae
Exons: 7
Coding region: 1-408 (135 amino acids)
Cellular component (GO): mitochondrial large ribosomal subunit
Molecular function (GO): structural constituent of ribosome
Source: RefSeq, a predicted model, not a curated record